Catharus ustulatus (Swainson's thrush) is the source of this 3030-nucleotide messenger RNA. Its product is annotated as probable acyl-CoA dehydrogenase 6. The record is from RefSeq and is a predicted model, not a curated record. NCBI's taxonomy places the organism in Eukaryota, Metazoa, Chordata, Aves, Passeriformes, Turdidae. The transcript has 9 exons. The coding region runs from base 254 to 1405 and encodes 383 amino acids. Gene Ontology annotation, molecular function: flavin adenine dinucleotide binding; acyl-CoA dehydrogenase activity. Gene Ontology annotation, biological process: fatty acid beta-oxidation using acyl-CoA dehydrogenase.
ACGGCUUCAACAAGUAACCUUGCCUCUGCCAGGGCCCGACACGGAGCCUAUGUUUGUGCCCUGCCUGUGACCCAGAGCCCAGCCCGACCUGUGCUGUCCCCAGGGGCUCGCCCUGCAGAGCAGAGCCCGCCGGGCACUGCCCCCGUCCUGGAGGGCACGAUGGGCGCAUAAUGGGAGCCUCGUACAAAACCAGAUCAUAAAUCAAUAGGAAACGGGACACUUCUGGUAACCUAGCGUGUCAAUUGAAUGCCACAUGGCAACCUGCAAGUGCUGGCGAGCUCUGUGUAUUCCCGUCAGAGAGAUCAUUGACAAGGAGAUUAAUCCCUUUGUGGACAAGUGGGAAGAAGAAGGACAGUUCCCAGCACAUAAAGUGUUUAAAAUCCUGGGACAGGCUGGAUUCCUUGGUGUGGAUAAACCAACAGAAUAUGGCGGCAUGGGUUUGGACUUCUCCUAUAAUAUUGCAGUGGCAGAAGAGCUGGGAAAUAUCCGUUGUGGCGGUAUUCCCAUGGCUAUUGGAGUGCAAGCUGGCAUGGCUACCCCUGCUCUUACAAGGUUUGGUUCUCAUGAGUUGAAAAAACAGUUCCUUGUACCAACUAUAGCUGGUGAUUUUGUGGCUUGCUUGGGAGUCAGUGAACCUGGAGCUGGGUCAGAUGUCGCAAGUAUCAAGACAACAGCUGUGAGAAAGGGUGAUGAAUAUGUCAUCAAUGGUGGUAAGAUGUGGAUUACGUCCGGGAGCCAGGCAGACUGGAUGUGCCUCCUGGCAAACACCACUGAAGGACCUCCCCAUAAAAAUAAAUCUCUCAUAUGUCUGCCAAUGAAUCUACCUGGCAUUCAUGUUGCUAAAAAGAUAGACAAACUGGGUAUGAGGUCAUCGGACACUGUUCAGAUCUUUUUUGAAGAUGUAAGAGUUCCCUGCAAAAACCUCAUCGGUGAGGAAGGAAAGGGUUUUACGUACCAGAUGUUGCAAUUCCAAGAGGAGCGGCUGUGGGGCGUAGCCACUGCCCUGACACCAAUGGAAACUAUUAUACAAGAAACGAUUGAGUACACGCGGCAGCGGAAGGUGUUUGGCCAGCCUGUCCUGCACAACCAAACCGUGCACUUCCGCCUGGCCGAGCUGGCAACCGAAGUGGAGCUCCUGCGCUCGCUGCUGCACCGUGCCGUGGCUCUCUAUGUAAAAGGCAACGAUGUGACAAAAUUUGCUUCCAUGGCUAAGCUAAAGGCAGGUCGUCUGACCCGUGAAGUGACUGAUAGCUGUCUCCAGUUUUGGGGAGGAAUGGGAUUCACCAGUGAAGUUCUUGUGAGCAGGUUUUACAGGGACUUGAGAUUGAUGUCAAUAGGAGGUGGCUCAGACGAAACCAUGCUUUCCAUCAUAUGCAAAUACAUGGAUGCAUUUCCAAGAAAGUGAUGCAUCUCCACUCCUCCUUGAAAAUUAAGAAAGCAAGAGCAUGACUUGUGCUGCACACUGAAGGUGACAAGCAGCCAGUACGCUUCAAGCUGAAAACAGAUCAGUAAUUUUGCCAUCAAAAUGCACAUCAAGGUCUUUCACCAUUACCACUCUGAAUUUUCCAGUUUCAAAUUUUUGUGAUUUGAAUCACUCUGAAAGUUUGUAGGCUCCUGCAUUCUGUUUUUUCAGUGGGUUAUUUAAGUUUUCCAAUGACCCAUGCUAAGCACACAGAAAAAAAAUUUGUUCUUUAGACAAGUUUUAUCUACACUUUAGAACAUCUAAGCUGACAAUUACGAAACAGGACUUCCAUAUGAAUGGAAGCUACGUAGCUCACUCAUUUCAGUAGAGCUUUGCUUUCAAGAUGAACAAUUAUGUCACAAAUGAUUCUCUGCCAUAAUCAAACCCCAGAACAGUGCCUCUCCUCUUUUUUUCCUCUCCAAUUACAGGUACCUUCCCUAUCUUUCACUUUAAGCAAGCAAUCAUCAAAAUGAGCUCUGUCGUCUUCACCAAAUCCUUAUCAAUUUGUACUCCACUCUAUCAUGGACUUUUGGUCAUGGGAGUAAUGUUAAAUUUUUAUUUGCAGAAUUCUACAAACAACUGUUUAAGUGUAUCUGAAGCUUGUGGAGCCUGAACUUCAGCAGCAAUGUAUCAUGUUUUGUGUAUAAUUAUUAAAAAAAAAAUUAAACACGUUAAUAUAAAAAUAAUAUAAAAUAAAAAAUAAACAAGUUAAUAUGAAAACUGUGCGAAUUACUUAAAGCCUUCCUAAAACAGUCAUUUAGGCUGGGAGAGACAGCCUGUAUUAUUGACUAAAAAAAUAAAAAUUGCCCCUUAAAUAUAGCACCAUUUCCAAAAAAAUACACCAGUAUUCUACUGUAGAAAAAAAUGUAUAUAAACAACACUAGCUAGGAUAAUACUACAGGACACUUUAUUUUUAAGUUCAUAAUUGGUUAUUAAUGGUAACAUAUCAUACAGUAUUUCUAGAAAAGUUUUUCAAAAAUUGUGGAUACAAUUUCAAUAUCUAGGAAACUUAAUUUUUUUUUUUAAUUUUAAACUCAGCAAUAUAAUAGCCUCAAUGAUUAGAAACUACUUGGUGGGCCAAAGCUAAGUCUUCAAAAUAAAGUGUCUUAAUGUGACUGCACCUCCAACAAAUGCAUCACAAUAUACUUUAAUAUAAAAUUCAAAAUAUCUACUAUUGUAUUUCAAACAUCAUGCACUGCAGAUUUAGGGACUAUCACUAAUUGAAAAGUAAACAUACUAAUGGUAAAAGUUCAAGUGAUUCAAUGGAAUCAUUUCAGUUUUAAGUACUUUAAAUAUAAAGAAAACAUUUGUAUUGUGUCCAUAUUGGUUGGUCCCAAUGAUGAAAGGCAUUUGCUUCAAAGAGUAGAUGUGUAAACAUGAUCUGUCACAUUUAAACUAAAAAAUAAAAAUCCAGUUUUAAGUAACUUCUUGCCAAAACAAAGUUUAAGCUACUUAAACAUUAUCACAUCUAACCACAAAAGUAAUUUUUGGGGGUACCACUACUGCAUUUUCUAGCUUCAGGCCAGCCCUUUAAAAAUCCACAGGUAAGAUGUAUUUAGAAAAAUCUA